Anarrhichthys ocellatus (wolf-eel) is the source of this 2042-nucleotide messenger RNA. RefSeq names its product synaptophysin-like 2b (gene sypl2b). Bases 163 to 897 code for a protein of 244 amino acids. Gene Ontology annotation, cellular component: synaptic vesicle; synaptic vesicle membrane. The record is from RefSeq and is a predicted model, not a curated record. The transcript has 6 exons. NCBI's taxonomy places the organism in Eukaryota, Metazoa, Chordata, Actinopteri, Perciformes, Anarhichadidae.
CAGUGAUCACGUGCUAUAUCUACAACGAUUCGCUGAAGUUGGAGAAAAGUUUGACAAGCCUGAAGAUCUUCGAGAGAAAGAGAGAGAAAGAGAGAGCUGCUAAACAUCGAGUAAAAAAGGCUCAUCAACGAUACUAAAAGGUUAUUGAUCUCCUGACACACUAUGGAAUCUGUCGCCCAGAAAGUGAUGUCUGGGCGGUUCACUCUUGACUUUGGACCUCUGAAAGAACCGUUGGCAUUCAUCCGCUUGCUGGAAUGGGUGUUCUCCAUAUUUGCCUUUGCCACAACUGGAGGUUACAGCGGCACCACCAGCAUCAACGUCCAGUGCCUUGGGAGUGCCAGUGAAGAAAUAAAGGCAAACUUUAACUACCCAUUCAGGUUGAUGCAGCAUCCCUAUUAUGUUCCUGACUGCAAAAUCAACCAAACUACCACUACUGUAAACUUCCUGACUGGAGACCACACAUCCUCUGCACAGUUUUACGUCUGCAUUGGAGUGUUGGCCUUUCUCUACACCACUGCCACACUAGUCCUCUACUUGGGCUACCAGCACAUAUAUAGAGAAUCUAGUCGUGGCCCCACUGUGGACCUGUUGCUGACUGCCGCCUUGACCUUCCUGUGGUUGGCAUCAUCCUCUGCUUGGGCUAAAGGCUUGACUGACGUGAAGUGGGCCACCAGUCCUGCAAUCAUUGUAACUUUAGUUGAGGUGUGCAGGGAUAAAAUGAACCUGUGCACCCCAGGUGCUGUGCCUCACAUGGGCCGACUGAACGCCUCUGUGAUUUUUGGUUUUCUCAACCUCAUCGUGUGGGGCGGCAACUGCUGGUUCAUUUACAAGGAAACACCUUUUCACAAGUCAGCCAACCCGCCUGCAGAGGUGCAGGAGGGAGUCGGGCCAUCGUAACCGCGCAGCUGCCUUGUCACAAAAUUGAACGAGUCGUUUUGGUACUAAUUGUUAAAAUGCUGUACGUUUCCAAAUCUGACUGCUCCUUUCUUUUUUUUUUUUGCUAAGUAUUCAUUUUAUAAUUAGGGCUGUAUUGUCUCGAAUACACUUAAAAAAAUAAACUAGAACUUGUUGUUCAUAGUCAAACUAAUACAGGAAAUUGUAGCAGUCAAAAUGUUUUUUUCAGAGAUUCUCAGUUUGCAUGUUUUAAAACAUUUGUCCCCAGGUAUCCAAAGCAAAGUGCCCCUUAUUUAAAAUGGUAGUGCAGAUGUGGACUGUGCAUCCUUGUUGGUGAUAAAUCAGAAUAAAGCAUCACUUUGUCAACUGCCAACAGCAUUUCUGUACCAUCAGCAUUUAAAAAAAACAAAAAAAACUCAGGGCUGUUGAGUGUACGAAAUACAAAAUAGCUAAGAAAUACUUGAAGUGCAUUUAUAAUUAACACAGGUCUAGACAGAAUCAAAUUUUAGCCCAAAAAUACAAUAGGCAUCAAAACAUGUAGUUACAAUGAAUUCAUGUUGAAUAGAUGUUCUUUGGACCAUUAAUCCAGUUGCCAUUAUGAGAUUAUUUUUAAUGGGUGAAAGCAGUUUAAUUGCAUCUUUUUGUGUAAUGUUGCACCUCAUCUUACUACAGAAGGCUUAAUUCCGCAGUUAAUUAAGUAUUUUUGACUGACAGCAUUUUUGCUCUUUAGGAUUUUUUUUUACAUUUAACUCUUACAUUUAUUACGCAGCAUUUUGUAUCUUUUCCCUGGAUGUUUAUAAUGUUUUAUAGCAAGGUCAUACAGUAUUUCAAAGCUAAUGUUCUAUGUAUUCUAUAGCCUUAGCUUAGUGUUGGUAACAAUUUACUGAUCGCUAACUAGAAACUAACAGUUUUUCAUGCUAUUACCUGGCUUCCACCUUAUUGUAAGAUGAGCCGUUUACUCUAUUACUGUCUUCAUAAUGAUUUCCUGCUUUGAUAGCUUUGCUUGAUUCACAGUUUCUUGAUCCGCAACUGUGUUUGUAAGUGUCACAUAGAGGAGACACUUACAAAGUUCCUGUUCCUGGAGUUCCUGUUCAUGUCAGGAAGAAGUUGUCAUGAAAUGCUGUGCAUCAUUAAAAGGAUGAACUGAA